Messenger RNA from Trypanosoma grayi, 405 nucleotides. RefSeq lists its product as hypothetical. The transcript has a single exon. Lineage: Eukaryota; Euglenozoa; Kinetoplastea; Trypanosomatida; Trypanosomatidae. The record is from RefSeq and is a predicted model, not a curated record. Bases 1 to 405 code for a protein of 134 amino acids.
AUGGGAUAUUCCCGCAGGGGCAUCGCCCUUUUGCCGCCAGCAUUUUCCCUUGCGGGCACCCCGUUUCCCCCAGAAACUUCCGCAGUGUGGCCAGGGUUGGCCCAUGCGACCAAACCAUGCUACGCCCGAAGCGCGUUGUUUUUUCCCCCUUCUGCCCUCGCAGCGGCGGCAAGGCGUUUUCCCUUUCCCUUAUCGGCGAAUCUGCGGUUACGGAAGCGUUCUCUCUUUUAUGCUUUCGGAAUGUGCGAUAAUGCCCCAUCGGUUUGUUUCGGCUUUAUUGCGGCUGCUUUUGAACGGGGUGUUCAUUUCUCUCUCUCGAUCGCCUUGGGGGUUUCGGUAUGGUCCAGUCUUGUUCUUGGGCCCCUUUGGCCAGUCCAUCGGGAUGUUUGCAUUUCAUGUGGAUAG